Ogataea polymorpha is the source of this 2139-nucleotide messenger RNA. RefSeq lists its product as uncharacterized. Gene Ontology annotation, molecular function: histone deacetylase activity. Gene Ontology annotation, biological process: chromatin organization. The record is from RefSeq and is a predicted model, not a curated record. Gene Ontology annotation, cellular component: histone deacetylase complex. The coding region runs from base 1 to 2106 and encodes 701 amino acids. Lineage: Eukaryota; Fungi; Ascomycota; Pichiomycetes; Pichiales; Pichiaceae. The transcript is spliced from 2 exons.
AUGGAGACAGCUUUCAACGGAGACCGCAAACGCCCUCUUGACAGCAUCAAACCGGAGGACCAGGAUGUUCCCGCGAAUCUGGUGAUUGUGCCGGAGCGCGAGCCGCAAUUGGCGUACGUGCCUCUGAAAACAGGCCUUUGCUACGACGUGCGCAUGCGGUACCACGCCAAGAUAUUUACGUCGUACUUCGAGUACAUCGACCCGCAUCCGGAGGACCCGCGCCGGAUCUACAGAAUAUACAAGAUCCUGGCCGAGAACGGGCUCAUUACCGACCCGACGCUGUCGGGACGCGACCAAAUUGGAGAUCUCAUGGUUAAGAUUCCUGUGCGUGAGGCUAGCGCGGAGGAGAUCUUGCUCGUGCACACACCGGAGCAUCUACGGUUUAUAGAGAGCACGCAGCAAAUGACCAAGGAGGAGCUUAUGGAACACACAGACAAAGGUGACUCUGUCUAUUUCAACAAUGACUCGCUGCUGAGUGCCAAGCUCUCUUGCGGAGGAGCUAUUGAGGCGUGCAAGGCUGUGGUGGAGGGCCGUGUUAAAAACGCCCUGGCAGUGGUGCGGCCACCAGGCCACCAUGCGGAGCCCGACGCGCCCGGCGGGUUCUGUUUGUUUUCGAACGUUGCUGUCGCCGCUAAGUCCAUUCUUGCAAGCUACCCAGAGUCGGUCCGCCGGAUCGUGAUAGUCGACUGGGACGUGCACCAUGGUAACGGCACGCAGAAGGCGUUUUUCGACGACCCCCGCGUGCUGUACAUCUCGCUCCACAGGUACGAGCACGGCAAGUACUAUCCGGGCACCAAGGCUGGCGGGGCAGACCAGGUGGGUUCUGGCGCGGGCGAAGGCUUCAACGUCAACAUCCCGUGGCCCGUGGGCGGCGUCGGCGACGCAGACUACAUGUACGCGUUCAACAGGGUGAUCAUGCCUGUGUGCCACGAGUUUGCGCCGGAUCUCGUGAUUAUAUCGUCGGGAUUUGACGCUGCCGACGGCGACAUCAUCGGCGGGUGUCACGUGUCACCAGCCGGGUACGGCCACAUGACCCACGCACUCAAGAGUCUCGCCAAGGGUAAUUUGUGCGUCGUUUUGGAAGGAGGCUAUAAUCUGGACGCGAUCGCCAGCAGCGCCCUGCGCGUGGCCAAGGUGCUGCUGGGCGAGCCGCCCGAGGAGCUCAAGUCGGUGCAGCUGAAAACAGAAACGAUCGAGGUGAUCGACGACGUGAUCAAGAUCCAAUCGCAGUACUGGAAGACCCUCAAGCCGGGCUACGACGGCCAGGAUUUCUCGAAGCCCAACAUCAUGGGAGACUACGACGGGCUCGGCCUCAAAGUCAGCGAUGCGAUCCGCGCGUACCAGAAAGAAGAGCUUUUUGAAAAACGACAUUUCGUGCCGCUUCCUAUUCUUACGGAGAAACUACCACAUUCGUCCUCGCUCAGAGACCUGGUGCUGUGCUCGCCCGAUGUCUACGAGACAGACAAGCUUGUGAUUGUUGUGCAUGACUCGGCGCGCGUGUGGGCCCGCAGAGACCCGGUAACGGGCACGCUGGACUCGGCUUCGGCGGUCGUGGUGGAUCAGUCUCUGCGGUUCUUGGACUGGGCGCUGGAGCAACAGUACGGCGUUGUGGACAUCAACGUGCCGCUGUCCAUCUCUGGUAGCGAGGACGCGCAAUAUAACAACAUCAGCUCCGCGCAGGACGUGCUGCUGUAUCUCUGGGACCACUACAUCCAGUACUUCAAGGUGAGCAAGAUCGCGUUUGUUGGUAUUGGCGAUGCAUACAACGGCGUGGUACAUCUAUGCGGCCACCGUGACGUGCGCGGUCUGGUGAAGUGCUCGGUGAACUAUCUGGACCGUGCUACUGCAUUGCGCGCGAUCGUCUCGUCGAUCGACGAGUCGGUGGUCGACUGGUUCUACCAGAACUCGCUUGUGUUCACGGCGGCGAAACACCCAUGCUGGGGCGACGUGGAGAAAAACGGGAGCAGCAAGCGGCCGCGCAAGAAGUACGGCCGUGUCUUGCGCGCCGACGUGGAAGGUGUGGACAAUAUCAUUGAGGAGAGGUUAGAAGAAGGCUGCGACUUCAUACAGGACUCGUUGGAGGACUACGAUAGCGAUAGCGAGUGAAAGUGGAUAUGCCGUUUGUGUUCUAUAAUGCAC